AUGUUGUCAAGAACCAUAUUGAGAUACAGUGGAGUGCGUGCUUUUUCAUGCACAACUGCUGUCAGACAAUCCUUACCAACCAACGUUAAUGUUGUUGAUGAGAAAACCGUUGCUAAUGAACUUACAUCUGGUGCUCACAAUGGUUUAAGUACCACCAGAACAUGUCGUAUUUUCCAAGAAGCCAAGCCAGCUACUCAAAGUGGUCAACAUAAUGGAAGUGUGUGGAAAAUAGAUUGGGAUGUGUUGGGUAGUGGUAACAGAUGGGAGAACGAUUUGAUGGGGUACCAAAGUACUUCAGAUUACAUGCAAGCCACACAGAUCAAGUUUGAUACUAAAGAAGCAGCUAUUAGAUUUGCUGAAGGCCAAGGUUAUGGCUACUAUGUACAAGAACCCAAGAAGAGACAUUUCAGACAAAAGGACUAUUCCAUUAACUUCCUUCACUCCAAGGGACCAUUGAAGCAUAUCAGAACCAAGUAG
Lizanozyma spartinae is the source of this 477-nucleotide messenger RNA. RefSeq lists its product as uncharacterized. The coding region runs from base 1 to 477 and encodes 158 amino acids. Gene Ontology annotation, biological process: electron transport chain. NCBI's taxonomy places the organism in Eukaryota, Fungi, Ascomycota, Pichiomycetes, Serinales, Debaryomycetaceae. The transcript has a single exon. The record is from RefSeq and is a predicted model, not a curated record.